Messenger RNA from Phasianus colchicus (ring-necked pheasant), 1869 nucleotides. RefSeq lists its product as uncharacterized. NCBI's taxonomy places the organism in Eukaryota, Metazoa, Chordata, Aves, Galliformes, Phasianidae. The record is from RefSeq and is a predicted model, not a curated record.
AUGUUUCGCCAGACCUACUGCCAGCGCAGACAGCCCUGCCUCCCACCUCACGUCGUCCUGGUGAGGAAUUUGCCCGUCAGUAGGAGAGUGUAUCCCUGCAGCAUCCCAUGCCUGAACACAUGUGCAGAUCCCUGCUACUACGCCAGGGUUCCUCAGGGCACCACAACAUACCUGAAGCUUGGUAGCUGUGACUUGAGGCAGAUUGCCUUGGAUCCCUGUUGCCUUGGGAUCACCACACGUGUGGAUCCCUGCUGUCAGGAUGUGACCAGAUGCAGCAGCACCAGGUGUGUGGAUCCCUGCUGUCAGGAUGCUACCCAGUGCACCACCAGGUGUGUGGAUCCCUGCCUCCAGGAUGCAACCCAGUGCACUACAAGUUGCGUGGAUCCCUGCCUCCAGGAUGUCACCAAGUGCACCACCAGAUGUGUAGAUCCCUGCCUCCAGGAUGCAACCCAGUGCACCACCAGAUGUGUGGAUCCCUGCUGUCAGGAUGCUACCCAGUGCACCACCAGAUGUGUGGAUCCCUGCCGCCAGGAUGCAACCCAAUGCACCACCAGAUGUGUGGAUCCCUGCCGCCAGGAUGCAACCCAAUGCACCACCAGAUGCGUGGAUCCCUGCUGUCAGGAUGUCACCAAGUGCACCACCAGAUGUGUGGAUCCCUGCCGUCAGGAUGCUACCCAGUGUACCACCAGGUGUGUGGAUCCCUGCUGUCAGGAUGUCACCAAGUGCACCACCAGAUGUGUAGACCCCUGCUGUGAGGAAGUGACCAAGUGCACCACCAGAUGCGUGGAUCCCUGCUGUCAGGAUGUCACCAAGUGCACCACCAGAUGUGUAGAUCGCUGCUGUGAGGAAGUGACCAAGUGUACUACUACCAGAUGUGUAGAUCCCUGCUGCAAGGAGGUGACCAGGUGCACUACCAGAUGUGCAGCUCCCUGCUGUGAGGAAGUGACCAAGUGCACCACCAGAUGCGUGGAUCCCUGCUGUAGACCUGUGACCAGAUGUGCUACUGUAUGUGUGGAUCCAUGCUAUGGCAGAACUACCAAGUGCACCACCAGAUGCGUGGAACCCUGCUGUGGAGCAGUGACCCGAUGUAGCAAAAAAUGUGUGGAACCGUGUUGUGAGGAAGUGAGCCGGUGCACCAGGAGGUGUGUGGAUCCCUGCUGUCGUGAGGUGACCAAGUGCACCACCAGAUGUGUGGAUCCGUGCAGCGGAGCUGUGAUCAGCUGCACCACUAAGUGUGUGGAUCCAUGCCGCAGCAGAAUGACCAAGUGUGCAAGGUGCAAGAAUCCCUGCUGUGGGGAAGUGAGCAAGUGCACCACCAGGUGUGUAGAUCCCUGCUGUGGCAGAGUGACCAAGUGUGUGGAUCCAUGCUGUAGGGAGGUGACCGGCUGCCAAACCAGGUGUGUGGAUCCCUGCUGCAAGGAGGUGACCAGGUGCACCCCAGCGUGUGUAGAUUCCUGCUGCACUGAGGUGACAAAGUGUGCCACCAGGUGCGUAGAUCCCUGCUGUCAGGAUGCCACUAAGUGCACCACCACAUGCGUGGAUCCCUGCUGCAAGGAGGUGACCAAAUGCACCACCACGUGUGUGGAUCCCUGCUGUAGAGGGGAGACCAAGUGCACUACCACGUGUGUGGACCCGUGCUGCCAGGACGCGAUCCAGUGCACCACCAGGUGUGCAGAUCCCUGCUGCCAGGAUGCGACCCAGUGCACUACCACCUGCGUAGAUCCCUGCUGCCAGGAUGCAAACCAAUGCACCUCCACGUGUGUGGAUCCCUGUGUUCCCCCCUGCUUUGCGAGGCCCACCCCACUGUGUGCCAGUGUCUGUGGCCGGCACUACUCCAUCAGCUGUGCUGACAUCUGCUGCCGCAAGUGA